AUGAAAGCAGUGGUCUUAGCUGUUGUUUUUGCUGUUCUAUCGGUUCUAGUUCAGUCAAAUGAGUCCGUUCCGGUAAAUUAUGGCAUCGUCGUCUUUCCAGCUUUCCAGGCGCUUGAUGUCUUUGGGCCCCUUGACGCUUUAAACAUGCUCUCUUUCGCAUACCCACUCAACCUCUUCAUCAUCGCUGAGACCCUCGACCCUGUCACCACCAAGCCGCAGUCGAGUCAGAUGAAUUUCAUGAAUUCCAACUUCUCCGAAUCCAUCGUACCUACCCACACCUUUGACUCGCCGCCUGAAUCGCUCGAUGUGCUCAUCGUGCCGGGGGGCCUUGGCACACGCGCCUCGGGUCUUAAUGCCACCAUUGAUUAUAUCGCUGCUACUUACCCAUCUCUGCAAUAUCUGGUUACAGUUUGCACUGGCGCGACUCUUGCGGCGAGAGCAGGUGUACUUGACGGGAAGAACGCUACUACCAAUAAAAAAUCAUGGGAGUGGGCGACGUCGCAAGGACCUAACGUCAACUGGAUUGCGCAUGCUCGAUGGGUAGUUGAUGGCAAUAUCUACACUACGUCUGGUGUCAGUGCUGGCAUUGAUGGGACAUAUGCUUUCAUAGAGGCCGUGUACGGUGCUGACGCAACGGAAUCUGUAGCCAAUUCGAUGGAGUAUGUGAGGGAGACUAAUUCGAGUUGGGACCCAUUUGCAGAAUUAUACGGUUUGUAA
This is a messenger RNA of Desarmillaria tabescens, 717 nucleotides long. RefSeq names its product class I glutamine amidotransferase-like protein. The transcript has 2 exons. Gene Ontology annotation, biological process: regulation of DNA-templated transcription. NCBI's taxonomy places the organism in Eukaryota, Fungi, Basidiomycota, Agaricomycetes, Agaricales, Physalacriaceae. The record is from RefSeq and is a predicted model, not a curated record. Bases 1 to 717 code for a protein of 238 amino acids.